CAGAGGCUGUGGUGUUCUAGCCUUACAGGAUUUUUAUCUUUUUGGAUACUAUUUCAUACUAACUCAUAUUUUAUUAUAGCCAUUUCUGAGUCGAAUUGACAAGGUUUAAGGAAAUCGCCAGCGGGUGAGGAUUUGGUUUCAUUUAUUUUCCGUAAUUUGACUGAGAAAGCGUCUCCUUUGAAUCGACACAGAAAACGUGUGACAAGACGGUUUGUGGAUGUGAUCAGGGAACUUCUUACCAGCCAAAUGGAAGCUGUGGAGUUAAUGGAACAAUCACCUGAAAAUGUGACCGAACAAGACAAAGAUGGUGAAGCAAUUGACAUUGAUGCUCUUAUUCCUGAUAAGUCACCCAGCUCUGGACCCCAGAGUGACUAUGGUUAUGAUGAGGAGUAUCCUAAAAGUCAGGAAUCUAUGAUAACUGAUGCUCAGAGUGCUGAAUUAAAUGAAAAUGAAGCAAGUGUUGAAGAGAGUGACAGUGAAGAAAGCCCAGAGUCACCACCAGCUCAAUAUGCAUCUCCAAUGGAACAUGAGUUUCCAGUUGUUGUUGAACAGCAACAACCUUUAAACAUCAGAUCACCUGUUGAUAUGCAGCAGGGGGAAGGACCCAUAUCUCCUAGUCCAGAUCAUGACGAAGAGAGUCCAGGUAGUCCUCAAGAACUGCAAACUGAGACCAGUUCUCAUUUGCAUGAAGCAAGUGAUGCAAUGGAAGAUAAAGAAGAUACCCAAGGUUCUGAGCAAGGUGAAGCAAGUUCUGUUCCAGAAGAAGGUGAUAGUGUACAGAAUACAUGGGGAGAUGACACCCCAGCAUCUCCAGAACCAUCAUCUAUGACAGAAAAUGACUCUGCAGUUUAUCCUCAACAAGAAGACCUGGGUGCAGACUCCACAGUUGACCAAGAAGAUGCAAUAGCAACUUCUUUUGCCCCGAUAGAAGAUGGACAACAUGCUGACAGCUCAGGGCACAUUUCAUCACCUCAGAGUCCAUCUAUUGACAAGGUUUCUGAAGCUGUGGCUGAAUAUCAAAAUAAGGAACAGUGUGAUUCAAAGGAAGAAGAGGACCUGUAUUCUCUUGACCUGAUGGAAGGAAACACUGAACAGAACGAGGAUGGUGUAUGUGACAGUGCUGUCAGCUGUAGGGAAGCAAUGGCAAGAGAUUCUGAUGAUAGUGUCAGAGAAUCAGAAUCUUCCCUGCAUGAUGACAAGCAUUCUUUACCUCAGGUUGAUGCAGAUUCCAAAGUAUCUCAGAGUAUUGACAAACCACAAAUAUUCUCAGAAAGCGAUGUCAGUGUGCCCAUUGUACAUAGUAGUGUUGUUACUAGUUCACCCAGGGCUUCAAUAGAGCAUAGCAGUGCACCUUCUAAUGAUACAUCUGGUAGCUCUGAAGUGUCACAAAGUAACAUUGAUCCAGAGUCAGAUGUUCAUAGUUCAAGGGACCCGGAAAAAGAUAUUUUGAGGAACAUUUCUGUGGAAAAUGUAGAUGCUCUUAGAAAAUUUGAGGACAUAGGUGAAAAUCGCAAUUCCAGAGCCAUCCCUAAUGGUCAUGAUAUUUCUCCUGUCCACAGAGACAGUGAUAAAGCAGGUAAGGUGCAGUCAAAUACCAGCUUCAAUGAAGAGCAUGUUGAGCUAGAUUACGAUGAAGAGGAAGGUGAUGAUAUGCAUGGGCAUGCCAAUGACUCCAAGGAAGCAGUUGAAGAUGAGGACAGGCAAAAGGAUGGAGAUGAAAAGCAGGAUGGGGAACUGUCGUCGUCUGAUGAUGAAAAGGAUGAUGGCGAACUUGAAGAUGAUGAAGAUUGUGAGGAAGGGGAGAUAAGAGAGCCUGGAGGAAGGCGGCCAUUUGUGAAACCUAUCUGCCGUUUUUUCACCAAGGGAAAUUGCACAUGGGGAAAUAACUGUCGCUUCCUGCAUCCUGGAAUAAAUGAUAAAGGCAACUACCGGUUAUUUGAACCGCCAGGCUACAAUGGUGGUGUGCUGGGACGGCUUGGACCAACUUGGGGUCCAGAGCCUGGUAUAGAACCGGAGUUACCUCCCCCUCCUCCGGAACCCCCUGCGACAGAGUCAGCCUGGGAGAGAGGCUUGAGGCAUGCAAAGGAGAUGCGUAAAAAGGCCAACAUGAGGAAAGAACAGGAGACCAAUUUUGAGGAGAAGCGUAUGAACUUGUCCCUUGAUGAGGAGCGCGAGGUGAACAAGGAGAAUGAGAGGAACAAGUAUGUGAAGGAUCCCUACUAUGACCAAUAUGAUGAUGAGGAGUACUAUGGGAAGUCUCAGGUCCAUGGCUGGCAGGCUGGGUCAUACGAGAACUUUGAAGUUCGAUGGACAAGGGAACAGGAAUUCUCUCCAUACAGGCAUGAGAAGGAACGUGAACGUUUUAAAGAACGCCGCUACAGUCCUCCACUUGAUAGAAUUGAGCGAUUGGAACGUCAGAUGUUCGACACACCACCUCGUACCCGGGAUGAACGGAGAGACAAGUACCGGGACAACAGAAUGGAGCCUCCUCCACCAGCCCAGAUGCCUCGGGGCCGUGCAGAUGAGUGGCACGAUCCUUGGCAGAGGUCAAAGUCUCCAAAACAGAAACGACGUAGUUCCCGAAGUCAUUCUCGCGGGAGACGAAGACGACGGUCUUACAGUGUAUCAUCUCAUUCAUCAAGUUCCUACUCUUCAUCCAGAUCACGAUCCUCUUCAUUUUCAUCCCGUAGUAGUCGCUCAUCGUACAGUCGCUCAUCAUCAUUCAGCUCGAGAUCUCCCUCCCCACGGCCAGUAGGCUCGAGGAAGUCGGGUCCACCACCACCAGAGAAGAAACAGCUGCCACCCUCAAAAUCUUCUACUGGUAGAAAAGGGCCCACUUCUGAUGAGAGAAAAGUGCCUCCACCCUCCAAGAACAGUGAUCAACCUCGAAGUGCUGUUACUGUCAAAUCCAAACAGAGAAGUCCCGACAAGCGGGCUCCAGGACCAACAGGUCCGCCAGGAAAACCUGGACGACCAGGCCCCAUGAUGGAGGACCGGGGACGAAGGAGGGACAAACCACCUCAUUUGCCAGCACCACGGCCCACGCCUCGGGCUGGCAGCAGGAGCUCCAGUGGCAGCAGUUUGUCUCGAUCCCGGAGUAGCAGCAGCUCUUCCUUCUCCCGCUCCGGCAGUGGCAGUAGUGGGUCGUCAAGGUCAAGGUCUCGUAGUUCCUCCACCAGCUCCAGUGGCAGUGCUGAUUCAGAACACUUGUACCGAGAUCUGCCAGGCAGCAACAGGCCUGUCUCUCCAAAGAAGAAGGUGAUGACCAAAGAUAAAAGGGUUGACAAGCCACCAUCAAAACACAAUGAGCCUCAUCCUCCUCGCAGGAGAGAUAUUGAUCAGGAGAGGGAACGGGAGAGAGAUAGGGAUAGGGACAGAGGAGAUGACCGUAUGUCGAGGCAAGAUGGACGAUCAGGCAUCCGAGGGAAGGGACCUCCACCAAGCCGCCAGCCGACCACACCGGUCAAACCAAAGGAUCCCCUCAAGUUGGUUGGACAGAAGUCCAACAUUAAGCUUACCCUCCUCAACAAGCCUGCUGACAAGCCGAUUGGGGGUCCAGGCCCUGGUCCUUCAGCUGCCAAGAGAAGGCAGUCCGACUCUGCUACAGGACCUCCCUCGAAACGACAGGCCAUCAUAUCACCACCACCUGCCAAGGCUGCAUCAGGCGAGAAGCAAAAGGUGCCGUCAAGACCUGAAAAGAUGAAAUCUCCACCCAAGGACAAGCCAAUCUCUCCAACUAAGGCGCCAUCUAAACCUCCUGUGGCAGCAGCCAAGGCUGCUCCUAGUGGCAAGGGGGCACCUGCUCCAGGUGUGCCCCCACCUUUACCAACUCCCCCAGUCCCAGCAGUCAAACAGAAGAAGAGCAUGUCCUCACGACGAGAAGAGCUUCUUAAACAACUUAAGGCAGUGGAAGAUGCUAUAGCACGGAAGAAAGCAAAAAUGCAGUGAUGAUAGUUUCUGUAUAAUAGGUGUAAAUACUAUAUUUUUAUUUCUAUUGUAUGAAGGGAGAAAGAUACACUGUCCUAAAAUCUGUUUCGGUAAUUAUUGAUUUGAGAUGACCUUUUCUGUUGGCGCAUGUUUAAUUUAACAUGAAUGAAGUGUGAUAUAGGAACUGUCAGUUUCACAUGCAGGAAGCAUUGACUCCCAUGUAAAUAGACACAAGGCCAUUAGUGGUGUGCAAGUUGGAAGGAUUUUAGGAAUGUCUGAUUGAAUUCAUUGCAAUAUAUGAAGCAACUUUGUUCUUGACAGGUGGAGAUUUGAAAUUGAUCUUUUCUAAAACUGUACUGUUAUAAUAAUCAGUGAUAUUUUUUUCCAUUAUGUAUCAAUUGCAGUAUGUGUAUCAUUGGAACUUACAAGUGAUCACCAAUGGUGUAGUUUGAACUGCAGAAACUACCAAUGCUAAUAAUGAUGGCUCAGCAUGAAUAAAUGUGGUAUCUUACAAAAUCAAGAUACAUCAAUUCAGUACUUUCUGUUCUUGAUUUAUUUAUGAUUUGCCCAAUUUGAAAUUCAGUUAAGAAAGGACUCAUGAAAUAUGUAUUACAUAUAUAUAUAUAGAAUCUUACCAGAAUGUCUUGAUAUCACCACGAGUCGAUAAACGUUUAUAUCAUCUCACUCUUUGUUUGUAAACAGUAAUAAGUAGUGUCUUGGACGGGGAAAAAAUACUGCUUACCUGGUUCAGUUACAGAGAUUAGUGAUGUCACAAUUGUCUGUUAAGCAUUGUGAUGCAAUUUCAUUGCAGUAGUAUCUCCUUUGGGGAGGCCAGUUUUGGAUGAUAAAUGGCUUUGACUGAAGAAAUAUGUAAUUAAGUACUUUAUAUUGUCUGAGCAGCUUCGUCAUAUUUAUCAAGGAACAUGUUAAUUGUGUAGACUUAAGGUCUUGGCGCUCAUACACAUGAGCACAUUUUCUAUGAAGAAUAGGACAUUGCAAUUUGUCAGCAUUAUAUAAAGUUACAAGAUCCAAUAGAAAUAUUUACUUCUUGUUUCACAAUUAUUUUUUGGGUCUUAUGCCAACAUUAAUCUUAAAAGUUCUUUUAUCGUCUGUAGGUAUUUUGAGUUUGUUCAUAAGAAGCCGUUAAAGUGCUUUAGUGGUGUGUUAUGGAUUUAGGAAUGUCAGUCAUCAUGAACUGUACAUAUAUCAUUUUCAUUUCCGGGUGUGGAUAAUAAAUUUAUAGAAUUGCUUGAAAGAAUCAUGUUUGUGGCCCUAGGGAAUGCAUCUUGGCAUGUGCAUUUCCUUUGGAGAAAAACCAUUCUUAGAAGACUAUGGGUAUCACAGUAGUCCAUGUAAACUAGAAAGGCAAGGUGAUUUCAGAAGGGUCAGACACUUGCAUUUACUUUUCAAUGCCAGGUCCACAACACUUUUUUUGUACACGAGUGCCAGUGGCAAUAUGAAAUAAAAUUAUGACAAUA
Molecule: messenger RNA, 5405 nt
Organism: Haliotis rufescens (red abalone)
Lineage: Eukaryota; Metazoa; Mollusca; Gastropoda; Lepetellida; Haliotidae
Product: zinc finger CCCH domain-containing protein 18-like
Exons: 19
Coding region: 247-3948 (1233 amino acids)
Molecular function (GO): metal ion binding
Source: RefSeq, a predicted model, not a curated record